Gamsiella multidivaricata is the source of this 872-nucleotide messenger RNA. Its product is annotated as ankyrin repeat-containing domain protein. Bases 216 to 716 code for a protein of 166 amino acids. NCBI's taxonomy places the organism in Eukaryota, Fungi, Mortierellomycota, Mortierellomycetes, Mortierellales, Mortierellaceae. Gene Ontology annotation, molecular function: protein binding. Gene Ontology annotation, cellular component: nucleus; cytoplasm. The transcript is spliced from 5 exons. The record is from RefSeq and is a predicted model, not a curated record.
AUGUGCAUCGUUCCUGAGACCUAUAUUCAAAGCAUUUAUAUAAUUUCACAGCACUUUGAGAACCUUUUAUUUUCUUUGUACAGACCUUCCUGAUUUUCCCUCCCACUUCCCUCGUCCGACACUUUUCUCUUCUUUUUUACUUCAUUACAGCCAGCCCUCCACAACUCCCACGACUCCCCCUCCACGCUAACAGCAACCAACAGAUACCAUACAUCAUGACCAGCGACGAAGGCGCCAGCAACAAUGAGAUCCUGAUCGCAGCAUGCAAGGAUGACAAUUUGGACAUGCUCGAGCAGAUUCUUUCAGCAGACAGCAGCAGCUUUGACAUCAACCAUACAGACGAACUCGGCAAUUCUGCCCUUCACUACGCUGCCCGAUAUGGCUCCACAGGAUGUUUAGAGAUCCUAUUGUAUUACGACGGCAUCAAAGUGAAUGCGAUCAACAGUGACGAAGGGGAUACACCCCUGCACAAGGCCGCGGGAUAUCAGGAUGUGGAGAGUGCAUUGGAUAUGGUUCAGAUCCUGAUCCGCGGAGGUGCCUCGCCCAAGAUCAAGAACAAAUUACAACAGACUCCCGUAGAUAUCGCGGCUGCUGAUACCCAUGCGGAGGUCAAGAUUUUUUUGGAGAACGCCGCCUUGGGAACUCACCAUGAUGAAAGGGGCGCCUCAGUGGAGGAUGGCGAAGUAUCAGAUGGCGAGCCCGGCGACUAUGAAUAAGAGAAGAAUACCGACAUACCCCCAACCCCCAACCUCAACCUCAAUCUCAAUCAUCCUUUAAGCAUACCCCUAGACCAGGAACCUCGCUCGAUUUAGUGGCAACAAAAAACAAUAACAAAGGAAUAAAUAACUGGAUGAUGAUUGUGCACCAAGGAG